Molecule: messenger RNA, 934 nt
Organism: Cryptococcus amylolentus CBS 6039
Lineage: Eukaryota; Fungi; Basidiomycota; Tremellomycetes; Tremellales; Cryptococcaceae
Exons: 7
Coding region: 1-933 (310 amino acids)
Molecular function (GO): palmitoyltransferase activity
Source: RefSeq, a predicted model, not a curated record
AUGCCCGUCUUCAGCUCCCUCUCGGGUACUGUCAUACGCUGCUUCAAGCGCGUAGAAGCAUUCGCAGACUGGAUCACAGGCGCCGCCGGACCGUUCUUUGUCUUUUUCUGUUGGGUCCUCAUCGGCUCGGGCGGUAUACUCUUCUUUGACGUGGUAGCCCGCGACCUCAACAUAUUCGCCCUCCUCGUCCUCUCUCCCAUCCUCAUCCUCGUUCCCCUAAACCUCUACACCCACUACUAUCUCGUCACCCACGUGCCCCCCGGCCACCCUGCUCCACGAGCAUCCGGACCGGAUAGGAACGUCAAAUGGAUCAUCCAUGAUCCCAAAAGUAUCUGGUCAGCUGAGCGGUGGGGUUUUCGACGGCGCGUGAGGCUGCCUCUGAGCCAGGGUGCGGCGGGGGAUACGGGGUAUUCUAGAAAUGGGGGGCAGGGCGAAGCGGGGAGAAGGGUGAAGCGGUGUAGAAAGUGUGAUGGCCCCAAGCCAGAAAGGACACAUCAUUGCUCAGUGUGCAAGAGGUGUGUUUUACAGAUGGAUCACCAUUGCCCAUGGAUCAAUAAUUGCGUCGGGCUGCAUAACCAGCGUCACUUUGUCCUCUUCAUGGCCUGGCUCUCACUAGCCUGCCUCGUCCUCUGCACCCUGGGAUUCCAACGCUUCAUUGAUACAUUCCGCUAUUCUGCCGAGUGGCCUGCGUACUCGCCGCAAUUGGCAUUCACCAUGAUAUGGGUGCUUGCUGCUGCUAUCGGUUUUGCGGUUGGCGUUCUUUGUGCUUGGCAUUUGUAUAUGGUGUCUAAAGGAGAGACGUCUAUCGAAUCGCACGAUAACGAUUAUCUUGCAAACAAGGCCAAGAGAGAAGGUCUCAUUUACUUGAACCCCUAUGAUCUCGGCAGACGGCGGAACUUGGAACUUUUCUUCAACAUCGGCCUAGGCGGAUAGU